Numida meleagris (helmeted guineafowl) is the source of this 1403-nucleotide messenger RNA. RefSeq names its product chromosome 1 C12orf45 homolog (gene NOPCHAP1). NCBI's taxonomy places the organism in Eukaryota, Metazoa, Chordata, Aves, Galliformes, Numididae. The transcript has 4 exons. Bases 152 to 925 code for a protein of 257 amino acids. The record is from RefSeq and is a predicted model, not a curated record. Gene Ontology annotation, biological process: box C/D snoRNP assembly. Gene Ontology annotation, molecular function: box C/D methylation guide snoRNP complex binding; nucleic acid binding.
GGCCUCCAAAGGGUCUUCCAGCAGCUCAUCUGCGUGAACCGGCAGGUUACGGCCUGGGAGCUGUGUGAGGAGCUGAGCGCCAGCUGCAGCGCGCUGGGAGUGAUGGUGGAGAUGUGGGGCUGUCGUGGUGUGCGCCACGUGGGUCCCACGAAUGCUCACUCGGGAACAGAAAGAGCCCCGCGUGUGUGUUUGCCAGGACCUACUGAACCAAUAUGAGGCUGAAGGUGACAGUUUCCUAGGUCGCAUCAUUACCGGUGAUGAGAAGUGGUGCAGCGUGGACGAGAGGAAAAGCAAAGGCAACCCCUCCCGCUGCCCACGGCCGCCAGCAGUCGGCGCCCGCCGGAUCUCACGGAGGAAGCGGUCCUCCCGCCCUGCAGGGGGCGCUGCGCCGCGGUGGGCGGGGCCGGGCGAGCGGGCAUUCCCCCUCCACUUCCGGCCGGCGGGGCGCAUGGCGGGGGCCGGACGAACGGUAGAGCCGGCCGCUUCCCGGGAGCUGCUGGCUGCGGGGCGCCGCGGAGGGCUGGAAGAAACAUUACUCAUUAGUUCAAAGCCGAGCAGCAAGAAGCGUACAGCUUUACAGACCGUUAGGGUGCCAAGGAGUAAUGUUUUGGACAGAGUGCAGAGCUUUUUACCGCAGAUGGCGCAUGCAAAUGAUGAGCUGAAAAGAAAAAUGGUAACAACGCCAGCUCAUCAGUUUGAUAUUGAAAAUCUCGACAGUGCCACAGAAAAAGUUAUAGAAAUGAAUGUGGCUGUAGUUGAACUGAGUGAUUCUGAUACAGAUGAAGAGAAUCUAACUUCAGAAGAUGAUUCAGAAUCUGAAGAUGACUGUACAACUGGUGAAGUGACAAUAGACAACAUUAAGUUUCCUAAACAAAAAGGAGAAAAGGGCAAAAUAGAAGUUUUGGACAGCAAAGUGAAUGAGUGAAACCAUUUUUAUUGUACUUAAAAAAAGUAAUAAUAAUCAAACCACAUUUUCUUACUUUGAAGUCUUAGCCCUUAAACGGCCUUGUUUCCCCACAUGAGAUUUCCCAGGGUCCUGUGAAAUGCUAUCGUUUACAUGGUGGAGAAUGCAGGAUCCGCUCAUGGCUGUGAAGCAAGCCACAUCUCUGAAGAACUAAGUAAUGUCUUAUCAAACAACAUCGAAAUUCCAAGCUUCCUUGUGAGAUUAGACUAAGAAAGCAGCUACAAGUUGGGAUGCUUGAGCAGAAAGGCGUACUGCAGAGCUAGUUAAGAAAAUUCUUGUUCUGUUGCUUUGUUGAAGAAAGAUUUUUGUAGUGUGCUUAGAAGAAAGUUCUGCUUCGAGGGCAGGAAAAAACUGACAAGGAAAAAUCUGUUUUUUAUUAUGUCCUGUAAAGUGUUAUGUACAAUGUCUUCAAUAUUAAACGUUACCUUAAAGUACAUUA